ACAUUUCCCAUGAUGCAAGUUAAAUAAAAAUGUCUGCGCAUCUGCGGCAGGACAAGCUCUUUGAUUGAAAAAAAAAUCCAAUUUAAUCGAAGAAAGCAAUCUAGAAACGAAAAUAAUUUUUAUCAAAUCAGUUACACGAAGUGUCAUACAUUCGUUUGGUAGUAAAUUCGAACGGUUUCAUUAUACAUCUUUAGCGGAAAGAGUGCACUUAGUUGCUAAAAUUUUGACCCUCAUUUGUCAGCGACCUCUCGUGAUCAGAAUGCUGACGUAUACAUGGGCAUAAUGGAGUCGGCGUAUGCUUUACGCGGGACUUGGUAAAGACUAACAACGAGAAGCAUUUUGGGCCAAAAGGUGCGCUUGGGCACUUCUUGUGAAUUAUCAUCAGGAAACCCUUUCAGGAAGAUGCGGUGACGAGCAACUGCCCACCCGUGGGUCGUGCAGGACCACGGCAACCGCGUAGCGGUGCCCAGCUUGCUGGCUGUGGACCGUACCGGACGGCAAGCCGGCAUUGCUCUCGACCCCGUACAUACAGAGGACGGUGGACGGACGUGCAGUGGUGGUGGCUGACGCCUGACGCUGGAUAUAGUCAGGCGUCGAAGUUUUCACAGGUGUAGUGUGUGAAGCAUUUGGAGACAUCUUUGCUGUUCUGUAUGCACAUGCUGUAGUGAACAAUGCCAGGGCCAAGACAGUCUGGCAGCAGUGGACGGGGCUAUCGCGACGACAGCCCUGCAAACCCCAACCGGGCCCGGAAGCACAAGAAAUCCUCCCGGCACAAACACAAGCGCGACCGAGAGCGGGACCGCGAUCGGCGGGAGCAGGUGCCCCCUGUGAAAUCCUUGGUCGGCUACGAUGACAUCAGCAGCGACGAGGAGGAAUACCUUAGCCCUUCCCCGCCUGUCCAGUUUGUCUCGGAGACGAAAGCCCCUGCCGUCCACCGUGCCGUCUCGCCGGCCACGGCGCUGAAGGAGUACAGGAACAGGCAGGAAGAGCGCAACUCGCCGCUGGUGCAUGGGCGCUCCAGCGGCAGGGCUUCCAGGCAGCCCUACAUCCCAGCAGAGCCCCCCAAGGCCUAUAGGCACCAGUCACCCACGAACCCACCCAGGGCCUACAGGGCCUCACCAGAACCAGUCCGUAUGGUGGAGAGGAGGCGGUCGCGUUCUCCAAGGCACAAAUCCCCGAGCCCUGCUCGGAAGAGACGCUCCGAAAAGAGCCAACGGUCACGGCGUAGUCCUAGUCCAACCCCUUCCAGGCGACGUAGGUCAUCUAGAUCCUCCAGUAGAAGUCCUAGUUAUAGGAAGCGGUCACGGCGAUCCAGGAGCCGAAGCAGAAGUCCAUACCGUUCCCGAUCCCGAUCCAGUUCCCGCAGCUUCCAGCGGCGCCGCAGUCGCAGCCGUAGCUUUGAUUUUUCCACAGCCAAGUUUAAAAUGGGCUUGGGCUCUGAGCUCAAGAAGAACACCAAACGGCUGGCAGAGAGCAAGGUGGCUAGUAACCCACCGGCGAGCAAAGGGUCAACCUCCAGGAAGGUCCUGUCACAGGAAGUCCAAUCACCUGCCACCCCAUCACCCUCCUCGCAGCCCUCCACCAAGCCCUACGCAGCCAGCCCCAUCAAGGUCACCAUCAAGAACGAGGCGGCCCUCAGCCGGGUCAAGGCAGAGGAGUCUCCCCAACGGACGGUUGUGGAGGUUCCUGGGGGCAGCCGCAAUCAGCCCUUCCAGAACCUCCUGAUCCGGAAGGAGGUCAAGCCGGAGGCUAAGAAAGAAGUUCCCCCGCUGCCUUCCCCAGCCUCCGCCACCGCCAAGCCACUGCCUCAGGUCACUACCCUCCCUCCUCUGCCUCUCCCGCCCAUGAUCGACGAGAAGAUCAGCAGCACCCCACCAGCCCCAGUCAAGGAGGAGAAGCCGCGUCCAUCCAUCAAGGAUCUCCCGCUGCCGCCAGCAGCGCCCAAGUCGGCUGCAGUGGUGGCCACUUCCCCGCGGCCGACACCGGUCGUCGCCCAUCCCAAGGUGGCCAGGGAGGUCAAACCCACCAGCCGGGAGAGGGAGAGGAUCAAGCGGAGGAGGGUGGAGCAGAUGGCCAGUGGGCUGAACUGGGGCAAGCGCUGUGUGGAUGUCUUUGAUAUAGUGGAUCAGGUUGGCGAGGGCACAUAUGGGCAGGUCUACAAAGCCAAGGACAAACAAACAGGGGAACUUGUGGCACUCAAGAAGGUGCGCACUGACAACGAAAAAGAGGGCUUCCCCAUCACGGCAGUUCGGGAGAUUAAAAUCUUGCGACAGCUGAACCACCCCAGCGUCGUCAAUCUCAGGGAGAUCGUCACGGACAAACAGGAUGCCCUGGAUUUUAGGAAAGACAAAGGUGCCUUCUACUUGGUGUUUGAGUACAUGGACCAUGACCUGAUGGGCCUAUUGGAGUCGGGCCUGGUCAGCUUCACGGAGGAGCACAUCCGUAGCUUCAUGAAACAGCUGUUGGACGGGUUGAGUUACUGUCACAGUCGGAACUUCUUACACAGGGAUAUAAAGUGCUCCAACAUUUUGCUGAAUAACAAAGGGCAGAUCAAACUGGCCGACUUUGGUCUUGCGCGGCUCUACCACGCCGAUGACAAGUCCCGGCCCUACACCAACAAGGUCAUCACACUGUGGUACCGGCCGCCCGAGCUGCUGCUGGGCGAGGAGCGCUACGGCCCCGCCGUGGACGUCUGGAGCUGUGGCUGCAUCCUGGGCGAGCUCUUCACCCGCAAGCCCAUCUUCCAGGCCAACCAGGAGAUCGCCCAGCUGGAGCUGAUCAGCCGGAUCUGCGGCACGCCAGCGCCAGCCGUCUGGCCAGAGGUGAUCCGGCUGCCGCUCUUCCACACCAUCAAGCCCAAGAAGAACUACAACCGGAAGCUGCGGGAUGAGUUUGCUCUGUUGCCCAAGCCAGCACUAGACCUCCUGGAUAAAAUGUUGACCCUUGACCCCGAGAAACGUAUUUCAGCUAUGGACGCCCUGAACUGUAGCUGGCUGAAGACAGUCGACCCCAGCAAGAUAACCCCUCCAAAUUUACCGUGCGGACAAGACUGCCAUGAGCUUUGGAGUAAGCGGCGUCGCCGUCUUGAGAAACAACAGGCUGCCCAAUCCCAGUCUUCCAUCUCCAAGCGGAAAGAGAUGGGCCUGGGUCUCGUGUCCGACGAGAAUGUGAAGAUCCCAGGGAUAAGCGGCGAGGGGGAGUCAGCGCCCCGAUCCGGUGGAUCCAAGGGUGGCCGCAGUGUGCCCAGCGACGGCGGGGAGCCAGAGCCGCAGCCGCAAGAUGUGGCCGGAGGCAGCGGCGGUGGUGGGGGAUUGAAGUCCAGCGAGAAGCAACUGGCGGGGCUGAUGAGCCUCCUGCAAUCCCAGCCCACCUUGGAUGUUGACAAGCUGGCCGAGGCGUUGAACGUCAAGGUGGACCAGAGCACCAUCAAGCUGUUGGAGAACCUGAACAUGCAGCUGCUCAUCGCCGCGGCGGCCACCAGCCAGACCAAAGGUGGCGGCAGCAGCAGCGGGAGGCAGCUAAAGAGGAGAACCCUGGCCAGCACCACCUCUGCCCUGCUGGCCCUUUCCAAGGGAAAUGCUGGCACCAUAGAGGAGAAUCCCGGCAGCAGCACUGCCAGUUUGGACGCAAAGAGCAAAGAGAGGCCACAGGAGAUUCCCUCAACGUUGACGGAAUAUGUGUCGAACCUAUUUGGCAAGUCCACGGCUCCGGCCAAUUCUGUGGCUAACAGCUCAGCAGGAACAUCUACCUCUGGGAGUGCUGCCUCAUCUGUAGGCCAUCCGGUAGCAGAAGGUGGGAUAGAUGGUGGCCCAUUCAGGCCAACCGUAUCUAGAGGCAGCUCAUAUAACAGUCCUGUUAACAAAACCUACGGUGAGUAUGACUAUGAACCGCAUGAUAGUUACAAUACUAGGUACCAGCAUAGAGGGCCAAGCACCCCCCCGUUAGACCCUGAGAUGGGCAGGGUCGGGGAGAGGGGAGAGGGGGAGGGAUGGAAGCCCCCGACACCCUUGGGCCCACCACCUGAUUCCCCCGAAGUGGAGCAGGAGUCCCAGCAAGAGGAGACCACGUUGGUGACACCGGGUGUCAAAGCAGCAUUGAUGCAGAUGCUGAAGCAGCAGGGUCUUCCGGAGCUGGGUAUAACAGGUCGGGGAUCCAAUGAGGUCACGCCCACACUGUCCGAAAACCCCUCGGAACCUCCCGCCGGUCCCCUGCCCGACUCUUACGGCAACGGCGCUAGCGUGCAACCAGGUGCGACCAGCCCCAGCUAUGGGGGAAGCUCCAGUCUCAACUCUCGACUGUCAGCGAGCAACAGCGUGCCCCACCCACUGAGUGAGGAGCGUUCGACAUCGGAAUUCCGGGGCUACCACCAACAGAGAACAGAGGACAGAGGUGGGGGCUGGGCAAGCAGGACCGGCAACGGGGGACCGCGAGCGAGCCAAGGGAGCCAAUUUGGAGGGGAGCCCUUCCCACGAACCAGAGGCGGGCCAUCAUUUGAUCAAAGCUCCAACUGGAACUAGCUCUGCCCACUUAAAAUACAUACUCAGCUGUCACCGUACAAUUUCUAUUUAAUUGGUUGCGGAUCGUUUUCGUAAUUCUGUGUUCCCUUGUUCAGAACAAAAUCGAAGUGCACAGUAAAGAGUAAUUAACCCAUCAGCGUCACUACAACUUGUAAAAUGCAAAAUAUGUGGAUAUGCUUGGGAAAUGCAAUGAAUAUUUACUAAAUGCUUGAAAAUGUGAACGUGAUUAUGUUGUGGACCAGUUUACUCAUUUUGGCCACGCACAGCUAGCUGGAGAGGGAUUCCAAAAGAACUGUCCUGAUGAAAUCGAAACAUUUUUCAUUAAAAAGUAAUCAGACCAACAAUGUGCUUUUUAUUAAAAUGUCCCAUGCCGAAAAAGAGAAAAAUCCGCAGUGGCUUUUGACAGAGAUUGACAGGCUGAUAGGCGGGAGUGUUUAAAUUUGUACUAUUUUACUUUAUACUUAAAGCUGAAUUUGCCCUGAUCAGGUCAAUAUUCCGUAUCUUAUAUAAGUUAAUAGUCAGUGUGCUGUUUGCUGCGAACAGUGAAAGCCCAAAGAUGAAACGUAGUUUUAAUUUGUGUCAUAAUGCAUUCCUAUCAUUCUUGUAUUAAGGUCGCUCUUUGUUUUUUUGGCCCUCAUUUACAGUGUCCAUUCCGCUCAGAGAUAAACGAGUAAAAGUUUUUGAAUUGUGUCAUACACGCGGUUCACUGUCUCUCAGAGAAAAAGAAACAAGGGAAAAUGAAAAAAUGACCAGCGUUUUCCACGUCACACACGAGGAGUUUGGUCCUUGAAUUUUUUAUACGUGUUUAGCAGAAAUCCAGUCCGUGCAUCGAUAGAGGCAGCAUUGAAGGGAACUGUUUUGGACAAUUAGUUGGUGAAAUAUUGCAUACAUGCACCAGGCGAGAAAUUUUGUUCUUAAGAAAGGGAGAUCUGUUCUGAGGUGUAGUUUCCAUCAGAAAAUUAUAACUUAAAAGUUUUCUCGGGUUCACCCGAGCAAUGAUUUUGAAAGUUAAGGCCACAUCUUUUGGUGAAACGUCUACAUGGGUCGUGCAGGAGAAUAUGUGCGAUGUUCUGGCCAUAACUAUCCAGCGUUAUAAAGAAAAAAAAGCCAUUAAAUUUUAUAUACACGUACUUGUAUCACCAGUCUUGAUUUCAUUGGACCCUGAAAAGACCAGCGGAUCGUGCGUAAAACAUGGACAUUGUUAAUAAAAUGAUGAAUUUCCCGUGUCGCACGAAAAAAAAAAAAUCCUGAAAGAUUAUUAUCCCCGCUGUCUUUGUGCCCUCCCC
This is a messenger RNA of Acanthaster planci (crown-of-thorns starfish), 5803 nucleotides long. RefSeq lists its product as uncharacterized. NCBI's taxonomy places the organism in Eukaryota, Metazoa, Echinodermata, Asteroidea, Valvatida, Acanthasteridae. Gene Ontology annotation, molecular function: RNA polymerase II CTD heptapeptide repeat kinase activity; ATP binding; cyclin binding. Gene Ontology annotation, biological process: protein phosphorylation; positive regulation of transcription elongation by RNA polymerase II. The record is from RefSeq and is a predicted model, not a curated record. Gene Ontology annotation, cellular component: nucleus; cyclin/CDK positive transcription elongation factor complex.